Molecule: messenger RNA, 819 nt
Organism: Pimephales promelas (fathead minnow)
Lineage: Eukaryota; Metazoa; Chordata; Actinopteri; Cypriniformes; Leuciscidae
Source: RefSeq, a predicted model, not a curated record
AUCGCGUCUAAUGGGCGUGUACCGGAGCGCAGAUUCAGCACUAGAGACUGAUGACCUGAGCAGGAGACGCUCUUUGUGGCUUGAUGACAAUAAUCUGUGGAAUAUAUUGUGGGAAAAGCAGUGAACAGAAGCUUUGAGUGUUCCAGAUGACAACCACCACCACUUAUCAAGGCAUGGAUCCGACCGGGAGGAGCAGCUCCAGAGUGCUGCGUCCACCUGGUGGAGGUUCAAACAUCUGCUUUGGCAACGAUGAAGACAAAUCUGUGAAAAAACACAAAAUGGCAUCUAGUAUAUUUGCUGAACCCGAGGACCCGCAUGCCCAUCGGAGGAACAAUCCACCAGGUGGGAAACCUACAGGUGUGUUGUGUGGAGAGCCAUCUGCCCCGCUCAGAAGGUGUACUGCUCAACCAGUCAACCAAAGUAGCACCACACUCGACAAUGUACCUGUGAAUGGCGAUGAAGACUCAGUCAAUGUUGAUAGCACAGAAGAACCUAAAGCUGUUGAGGAGCAGCAUGACACACCAGCUCCACCUUGCCUCUCUGCAACAGAGCAGCCUGCAGCUGGCCUUCCUUCUGGCCGUAGAAACCCACCAGGGGGCAAAUCUUCUCUCAUCUUAGGCUAAAGAUUUGCUGCACUUAAGGAUAAGAUCUGGGCCCAUGUGAAACGAGCAUCUCAGAGUAAAUGUGCUGUUCUGUAUUCAGUGCUCAUCCUCUGCAUAACUAUUCAUAAGCCACAAAGAACUGAUUCAGAUCAGGGCAAUUUAGUCAGAGAGGUGUGCCACAAAUCUCUGAGCUUUGAUUCAUUCAAAGAAUGUCUUU